AUGCCUGCCUUCAUCUCUCAAACAUCCUCACAGGUGUCACUCACCGACAUCAAGCUUGAGUGCGAGUCAGGCUAUGUCUCUGGACAAAACUCAGAAUACUCAUCACCAUCAUCAUCAACCACUCUGCCCCAGGUCUCUCUCACCAAGGCCCACAUCAACCACCUCAACAACAUGCUCGAGGAUAUGCACCCCAUGGACAUCCUCCGAUUCUGCAAGGUCAUGUUCCCUAACCUGUACCAAUCGACUGCCUUUGGCUUGACCGGUCUCGCAACCAUGGACAUGCUCUCCAAGAUCCAGAGGGAGCACCCCAACUCUCCCACUGUCGAUCUCAUCUUCCUGGAUACCCUGUACCACUUCAAGGAGACAUACGACCUUGUCGACCGAGUUAAGGAGCGAUACCCUAACGUCCCUGUCCACAUCUUCAAGCCCGAUGGCGUCAACACUACCGAAGAGUUCGAGGACAUGUACGGAAAGGAGAUGUGGAACACCGCCAGUGAGAUGUAUGACUGGAUUGCCAAGGUCGAGCCUCUCCAGCGAGCCUAUGAUGAGCUCAAGGUUGCUGCUGUACUCAACGGUCGUCGACGAUCUCAGGGUGCUGCUCGUGGUUCCAUCCCCAUCAUCGAAGUUGACGAUGAGCGUGGUGUUGUCAAGAUCAACCCUCUGGCCACUUGGUCCUUCAAGCAGGUCAACAACUACAUCAAGGAGAACAAUGUUCCCUACAACGCUCUGCUCGACCAAGGCUACAAGUCCAUCGGUGACUGGCACUCUACAGCCCCCGUCAAGGAGGGUGAAGACGAGCGAGCUGGCCGAUGGAAGGGUCAAGACAAGACCGAAUGUGGCAUCCACAACAAGAAGUCUCGAUACGCCGAGUUCGUUGCGAUGAUGGAGCGCAAGCAACAAGAGGAGAAGCUUGCUGCUGCUCUCGAGAAAGUGGCCCUGCCCAUGGUAUGA
Messenger RNA from Fusarium subglutinans, 951 nucleotides. RefSeq names its product phosphoadenosine phosphosulfate reductase. NCBI's taxonomy places the organism in Eukaryota, Fungi, Ascomycota, Sordariomycetes, Hypocreales, Nectriaceae. The transcript has a single exon. The record is from RefSeq and is a predicted model, not a curated record. Gene Ontology annotation, molecular function: phosphoadenylyl-sulfate reductase (thioredoxin) activity. The coding region runs from base 1 to 951 and encodes 316 amino acids. Gene Ontology annotation, cellular component: cytoplasm.